Arabidopsis thaliana (thale cress) is the source of this 2616-nucleotide messenger RNA. RefSeq names its product Phototropic-responsive NPH3 family protein. Lineage: Eukaryota; Viridiplantae; Streptophyta; Magnoliopsida; Brassicales; Brassicaceae. The record is from RefSeq and is marked reviewed. Bases 497 to 2005 code for a protein of 502 amino acids. Gene Ontology annotation, biological process: positive gravitropism; protein ubiquitination. The transcript is spliced from 3 exons. Gene Ontology annotation, cellular component: plasma membrane; cytosol.
ACAUUAUAAUAUACACUUUUGUGCUUUCUGCUAAAUUUGAUUACACGAAAUUUCUCAGGUGGUGUGACAAAAAAGCCAAUGAUUUCAUUUCUCAAGGUAAUCCCCUAAACCUUAAAAAAAUUACAUCUGAGAAAAGAAAAUAAACUAUUUUUAUUACAACAACCACUCGUAUAUAUGUUUCUCUAUAACAGAUCCUGCUACACACUCCACAAUCGAAACUUUCAGACAAAGAACUGCUUUUUUUUCCUUCAAUCAAACUCUUUUCUCACGAAACUUCACAUCGAUCCUGGUCGAACCAAUUGACGAAAUUACCAUCGUUAAGCUCUCUCUACCGUCGCCGGCGCCACACCGGCAUCUUUCUGGCGAACUUGACGGAGGCUGAAUUCAAACUGUACAACGUAAUUUCCCCGGAGACCAUCAAUUCCCGAUUUCGACUAAAACCCAGAAUUUGUUUUUUUCCCGGCGAACCGGAUACGAAUUCUCCGGCUAACCGGAGAUGAAGUUCAUGGAAUUAGGGUUUCGACCUGACACAUUCUACACUGUGGAAUCAGUAAGGUCUGUGUCUUCUGAUUUAUUGAAUGAUCUUGUAAUCCAAGUCAAAUCCACAAAAUACCUUCUUCACAAGUUUCCGAUGUUAUCCAAAUGCUUACGUUUAAAGAACUUAGUCUCUUCACAAGAAACAGAAACCUCUCAAGAACAGCAAGUCAUUCAACUUGUUGAUUUUCCCGGUGAAACAGAAGCUUUUGAGCUUUGUGCUAAGUUCUGUUACGGCAUCACAAUCACUCUCUGUGCUCACAAUGUAGUCGCGGUACGUUGCGCAGCAGAGUAUCUAGGGAUGACGGAAGAAGUGGAGCUCGGAGAGACGGAGAAUCUUGUUCAGAGACUUGAACUUUUCUUGACUACUUGUGUGUUCAAGAGUUGGAGAGAUUCUUAUGUUACUCUUCAGACUACAAAGGUUUUGCCUUUAUGGUCUGAAGAUCUUGGGAUCACAAACCGAUGCAUCGAGGCGAUUGCUAACGGUGUAACUGUAUCCCCCGGAGAGGAUUUUUCGACACAAUUGGAGACGGGUUUGUUGAGAAACCGAUCAAGGAUAAGAAGAGAUGAAAUCUUGUGUAAUGGUGGAGGAGGAAGUAAGGCAGAGAGUUUGAGGUGGUGGGGUGAAGAUUUAGCUGAAUUGGGUUUAGAUCUUUACCGGAGAACAAUGGUGGCGAUAAAAUCAUCACACCGGAAGAUAUCUCCGCGGUUAAUCGGAAAUGCUCUUAGGAUAUAUGCAUCUAAAUGGCUACCAAGCAUCCAAGAAAGCUCUGCGGAUUCAAAUCUUGUUUUGGAAUCGGUUAUUUCACUUCUACCAGAGGAAAAAUCCUCUGUUCCUUGCAGUUUCUUGCUUCAGCUACUGAAAAUGGCUAAUGUUAUGAACGUUUCGCAUUCUUCGAAGAUGGAACUCGCGAUAAAAGCCGGGAAUCAACUGGAUAAGGCAACCGUUAGCGAGCUGUUGAUACCCUUAUCGGAUAAGUCUGGUAUGUUAUACGAUGUGGAUGUUGUGAAGAUGAUGGUGAAGCAGUUUUUGUCACAUAUUAGUCCUGAGAUAAGGCCAACAAGAACAAGAACAGAACAUAGAAGGUCUCGUUCUGAAGAAAACAUCAAUUUGGAAGAGAUACAGGAGGUUAGAGGAUCUUUGUCUACUUCUUCUUCUCCUCCUCCAUUGUUGAGUAAAGUAGCAAAGCUUGUUGAUUCUUAUCUUCAAGAAAUUGCUAGAGAUGUGAACUUAACAGUGUCGAAGUUUGUUGAAUUGGCUGAAACAAUACCGGACACUUCAAGGAUUUGUCACGACGAUUUAUACAACGCGAUUGAUGUCUAUCUUCAGGUAAAAGCAAACAAGAAGCUAGUAUACAUUUUAAGAGAAACAUCUAACACUCUCGUUACGUAUUGCAGGUACAUAAGAAGAUUGAAAAGUGUGAGAGAAAGAGGUUGUGCAGAAUCUUGGACUGCAAGAAACUAUCAGUAGAGGCAAGCAAGAAAGCUGCACAAAACGAGCUGCUUCCAUUGAGAGUGAUCGUGCAAAUCCUCUUCGUUGAGCAAGCACGGGCCACACUAGCUACAACAAGAAACAAUAUCACCACUAAUGAAACAGCAGUUUUGAAGAGAAGCUUUACAACGAGAAGAGAGGAAGGAGGACAAGAAGAAGAAGAAAGAGAUGAAACUAAACCAAGUGGAGGGUUUCUUCAGAGCACACCUUCGAGGUUUAUGGCGUUGUGUGCGAUCCCGAGACAGCCUAAAAAGCUGCUGUGCAAGUUGUUGUCGAUCAGUAGGAGUUUAAGUCAACGAAUUUAAGAAGAAUUGAUGGUAUGAGUAUUAUGAUUUUUUUCCUACUGGUUUCUUGUGGCCCAAGUCAAAUUGUCUGCGUCGUCCUUGUGAAGCUUAUUUGGUUCUAAAAAUUCAUUUGUCACAUGACAUUGUAUAACCCAACAAUAAAGGAAAUAUAUAUAAUCUUUCUUUGAUAGAUUUUGUGGAGUUUAGUGUGGUGGUUCAAUGAUAAAUUGAUUCUUUGUAAUUUCAUCUUCUGUUUAUUGUAGUUAUUUCUUGAUUUGUUCCAGUCAAAUAAUAAACCAAAACUGA